Dipodomys spectabilis (banner-tailed kangaroo rat) is the source of this 2033-nucleotide messenger RNA. RefSeq names its product G protein-coupled receptor class C group 5 member C (gene Gprc5c). The record is from RefSeq and is a predicted model, not a curated record. Gene Ontology annotation, biological process: G protein-coupled receptor signaling pathway. The coding region runs from base 269 to 1612 and encodes 447 amino acids. Gene Ontology annotation, cellular component: plasma membrane; intracellular membrane-bounded organelle; extracellular exosome. The transcript has 6 exons. NCBI's taxonomy places the organism in Eukaryota, Metazoa, Chordata, Mammalia, Rodentia, Heteromyidae. Gene Ontology annotation, molecular function: protein kinase activator activity; G protein-coupled receptor activity.
CGCUCCGAGUAGGGCCGGGUCUGGAACGCGGGGUGGUCAGGGUGGCAGUGGCAUCUGCCCCACGGUCUGCAGCGGCUCUGGGAUCGGCCCACGGGACGAACGCGGGGCCCAGAAAGUCGGUGUGCGGGAGUGCGCGCGCGCGGGGGGGCGUGGCGGCAAACAGCAACAACCCACCCGCCGGCUGGGCCACAAACUCCGAUUCCCGGCCGGAAAGUGAGCUUCGGCCGAGCCUGGAGGGACCCAGCUGGAGCCUGGCCUGGGAGCCAGGAUGGCCACCCACCAAACUCUGCUGAUAUGCCUGGGAUUGCCUCUUUUAUUAUUUCCCAGGACCCAGGCUCAGAACCAUGUCCCACCAGGUUGCAGCCCAGAUCUCAACCCCAUCUACUACAACCUGUGUGACCGCUCCGGGGCUUGGGGCAUCGUCCUGGAGGCCGUGGCCGGGGCGGGUGUCAUCACCACGUUUGUGCUCACCAUCAUCCUGGUGGCCAGCCUCCCCUUUGUGCAGGACACCAAGAAGCGGAGCCUGCUGGGAACUCAGGUGUUCUUCCUGCUGGGCACCCUUGGCCUCUUCUGCCUGGUGUUCGCCUGCGUGGUGAAGCCAGACUUUUCCACCUGCGCCUCCCGCCGGUUCCUCUUCGGGGUUCUGUUCGCUAUCUGCUUCUCCUGUCUGUUGGCUCACGUGUUUGCGCUCAACUUCCUGGCCCGGAAGAACCAUGGGCCCCGGGGUUGGGUGCUUUUCACCGUGGCUCUGCUGCUGACGCUCGUGGAGGUCAUCAUCAACACCGAGUGGCUGAUCAUCACCUUGGUCCGAGGAGGAGGAGGAAGUGGAGGAGGGGAGGUGGGCCCUCUGAGCAAUGGCAGUGCGGGCUGGACGGUGACUUCUGCCUGCGCCAUUGCCAACAUGGACUUCGUCAUGGCGCUUAUCUAUGUGAUGCUGCUGCUGCUGGGGGGCUUCGUGGGGGCCUGGCCUGCCCUGUGUGGCCGCUUUAAACGCUGGCGGAAGCACGGGGUCUUCGUGCUGCUCACCACGACCAUGUCCAUCGCCAUCUGGGUGGUGUGGAUUGUCAUGUACACCUACGGCAACCAGCAGCACAACAGCCCCACCUGGGAUGACCCUACGCUAGCCAUUGCCCUGGCCGCCAAUGCCUGGGCUUUUGUCCUCUUCUACGUCAUCCCCGAGGUCUCCCAAGUGACCAAGCCCAGCCCUGAGCAGAGCUACCAGGGUGACAUGUACCCUACCCGGGGCGUGGGCUACGAGACCAUCCUAAAAGAGCAGACUGGCCAGAGCAUGUUUGUGGAGAACAAGGCAUUUUCCAUGGAUGAGCCAGGCUCAGCCAAAAGACCCGUAUCACCUUAUAGUGGCUACAAUGGGCAACUGUUGACCAGUGUGUACCAGCCCACCGAGAUGGCCCUGAUGCACAAAGGCCCGGCCGAAACGUCUUAUGACGUCAUCCUCCCACGAGCCACCGCCAACAGCCAGGUGAUGGGCAGUGCCAGCUCAACCCUGCGGGCUGAAGACAUGUACAUGACCCAGAGCCACCAGGCGGCCACACCUUCCAAAGAUGGCAAGAACUCCCAGGCUCAGUCCCCGCAAAAUAAAACGAGAUGGUAGACGCUCUCCCUGGACUGCACGGUAUCCUGAUGUCCUCUUUGCUCAUGCCCACGCUGAGCAGGGCCCAGCACCUUUCUUUCCCAACCUUGUUCUUGGAGCUGGGAGGGACUGGAGGCCAUCAAUCGGAAGCAGUGCACUGAGUGAGGGGACUGGGAAGGCCUGAGGCACGUGACUGGGGCUCCUAGGGCCACUCUACCCUGUCUCUGUCCAUGCCAGCCUCUUGUUCCCUGAGUGACAACCUGUAUGAGGAGCUGGCUGCAGCUGCUGCUCACCUUCUCCUGAUACUUCAUCGGGUCUCAUGCCUCCUGUAUGUGCAUGUGUGCCAGUCCUGGGGCUUGCACUCAGGGCCUCUAGCUUGGACUCUAGCUUGUUACUUAUUUUUUCCACUCAAGGCUGGUGUUCUACCACUUGAGUCACCUCA